Didymodactylos carnosus is the source of this 1372-nucleotide messenger RNA. Lineage: Eukaryota; Metazoa; Rotifera; Eurotatoria; Philodinida; Philodinidae. The record is from the annotation of a GenBank genome assembly.
ACAAAGUGAACAUGAAUCCAAAAAGCAACACAUGCAUCAGUCAUCAUCCUCUUCCAAUAAGGAAGAUGAUGAAGAAUAUAGUUUGAAAAGAUGAUUUUGUGUGUUUCUCAGAUGCUUCGGGUCUACUUAUACAAUAUACAAGGUAUAUGUUCUUACCGGAAGAGAAUGAAGUUUCGGGUUUGAGUUGAAAAUACUCGUCCCGAUGUUAUUCUGCUUCAGGAAUUACAUAUGACUAGAUCAGAGCAAUUGGAAACUUUUAAAAGCAUUUUUAACGAGUACAACGUUAUGUGUAGCCUUGGAACAUGGCCGUCGGAUGAUGUCCCGGCAAUGUCAAGAAAGAGACACCAGGUGGUGGAUAGUGGAGCGGAUCACGCGGGUCGCUUUACUUUCAUCAAAUUGGUUGUUAGAAAUACGCCCAUCGUUUUUGUUUAUCAGUUUUCCUUUCUAGCUGUCAGUGAAUUUGCGUCAACCCUAUUUCUAAGUUACAUUUGCAGCCGAUAAUGUUCAACGCUAAACCUGAAUCGUAUGAGAGUCUCUGGAAUAGUAUUUGUUCUACUGUCCAUUUCAAAAUAGAAGGCGAAUGAUUGCGAGCUGGAUAACUCGAGAAUGCAGACAGCAAAUGUAACUUGCAAGAUGAAACCCAUGAAAUGGCAAAGCAGUCCAGACGAAAACUAUCCAGUUUACAAAAGAGUUAGCGUGGCCUCCAAGAGGGAAAGCACGGAAUCCUGAAUUCUCCUGGAUUUCGUAUUCGUUAGGAUUCCAAGGAUUCCAUUGGAUUCCCUAAGAUUUCAUAGGAUUCUUUUGGAAUCCAUAAGAUUUCCUUGGAUUCCAUAAGAUUCGGUUGGUUGCCAUAGGCCUCUUCCCAAAACAGAACAAAAAUGUUCGUUUUGGGGGGAACUGUUUUCCAAAAUACCGAACAAUUUUGUUCUGUUAUGGGAGAAGUGGAGAAUCCUGGAGUUCAGGAUUCCACCGGACUCCAGAAUUCCGUGAGAUUCCGUUUUACACUGACCUGUACAGUGAAAAACCAGCAGAUUGUGGAGUCUGGAAGAGAUUCUUGGCCGGUUUACCAUCACUCAGUCCUCAAAAUAUGGAUAAACUGGAAAAGCAAAUCGCAGUUGUAGAAUGCUAUGACGCUCUCAAGGAAAUGAAAACAGGACGAUCUCCAGGUGAUGACGGGAUUACGGUAGAUGUAUGGAGAGUAACAUUCCCCAUCAUUGGUGAAUAUUAUGUGAAAAUGAUCAAUGUUGCAUGGGCAAACCACCGAUUUCAUUCAUCUUAUUUACGUGCCAGUUUAACGCUGUUAAAGAAGGAAGGGUUUCCGGUCACUAUCAUUGAUGAAUAUCGACUACAAGAUACUCUCGAAGGUGAUUAG